This is a messenger RNA of Solanum stenotomum, 1365 nucleotides long. Its product is annotated as phosphoglycerate mutase-like protein AT74. The transcript is spliced from 5 exons. Bases 265 to 1287 code for a protein of 340 amino acids. NCBI's taxonomy places the organism in Eukaryota, Viridiplantae, Streptophyta, Magnoliopsida, Solanales, Solanaceae. Gene Ontology annotation, molecular function: phosphatase activity. The record is from RefSeq and is a predicted model, not a curated record.
GCCUCAAAAGGGAGAAAUAACUCCUUACCUCUAAUUUCUCAAUUUUCUGAACUUCAACCCAAAAUCUCUAGUUAAGGCACUCAUACAACUUUUCUUUAUAAUCGUGGUGUCGAGAGACGACUUACGUACACCUCAACUGGUUUCACGAAAUAUCUAUCACCUCCCACCAGCAAUAGAUAGCAAGGAAGAGUCUCACACAUCUCAUCCCACUACUACAAUUGGUCUUGAGGUUACAUAGCUAAAGAACAUUUUGUUUUAAUCAAGAUGAGUAACCUUUUCUCCAAGAUUUAUCCACCCUCUAUCACAAUAAAUCAUCAAAAGCUUCAACAAAAUUCUAGUACAAUAAGAUGUUGUUCCAACUCCAAUCAUGAUGAACAUUCUAGUACAGAACACAAUGGUUCGAUACUUAAUAGUUUCCCAGAAAAGAACCUAGUACCACAUCAACAUGGCAUAAUAAAACCACCUAGACCAAAAAGAAUCAUUCUUGUUAGACAUGGAGAAAGUGAAGGAAAUGUUGAUGAAAGUGUCUACACAAGAGUGGCUGAUCCUAAAGUUGGAUUAACCGAAAAAGGCGUAAUUGAAGCAGAGGGAUGUGGAAGGAAAAUGAGAGAAAUGAUUGAGAAAAAUGGAGGAGAUGAUUGGAAAGUUUAUUUCUAUGUUUCACCUUAUAAAAGAGGAAUUGAAACAUUGAGAAAUUUGGCUAAGUCUUUUGAACGUUCAAGAAUUGCUGGUGUUAGAGAAGAGCCACGUUUGAGAGAACAAGAUUUUGGAAAUUUUCAGGACAGAGAACAAAUGAAGAUAGAAAAAGCUGUUCGAGCUCGUUAUGGUCGUUUCUUUUAUAGGUUUCCUAAUGGAGAAUCAGCAGCAGAUGUUUAUGACAGAAUCACAGGGUUCAGGGAAACACUUAGAAGUGAUAUUGACAUAGGAAGAUUUGAACCACCUGGUCAGCAAAGUCCAAAUAUGAACCUUGUUAUAGUUUCACAUGGACUUACACUAAGGGUGUUCUUGAUGAGAUGGUAUAAAUGGACUGUUGAGCAAUUUGAAGGACUACAUAAUAUGACUAAUGGUGGCAUGAUUGUCAUGGAAAGAGGCUAUGGUGGAAGGUACUGUUUGUCAAUGCAUCAUACAAAGGAGGAGUUGCAGAAAUUUGGGAUGACUGAUGAGAUGCUAAUUGACCAAGAAUGGCAAAAGAUAGCCAAGCCAGGUGAACUAAACUAUGAUUGCUUGAUUACUGGACCAUCUUACUUUACUCAUUUUGAUGAUGAAGACAAGAUUUUUGAGUUGUAAGAUUAUCAAGAGGAGUUUGAUUCAUAUACACGGACAGUACAAAAGAAUUUUUCACACUACCAAUGUAGUUUUACCUGU